AUGGGCAAGGAUGGAGAUGAGGUUGACCUGGAUUACUAUCUUGGUUCAAGUGACGGACCUGGUGUGGUGAUUACACCGGUCAGAUUGCGCGGCACCGCUAAUUACGAUGAAUGGGCAAAGGCCGUACGUCGGAGUAUGAUCUCAAAAUUCAAGUUUGGUUUCCUUGAUGGUUCAAUUAAGGAACCUACGACUGAUACAACAAAGAUGAAACAUUGGAUUGCUGUGAACUCCAUGUUAGUGUCGUGGAUUACAUAUACGAUAGAGGAGAAUUUGCGAUCUACGACGGAGGAUUUCGAUAUUGCGAGUGAGUUAUGGGAUCAUCUGCGGAAGCGGUAUUGCAUUGUAAGCGGCACAGGAGUGUGCCAUCUGAAAAUGGCCUUGAGUGACUGCAAACAGUCGGUGAACGAGUCUGUCACUGACUUCUUUGGUCGUUUAUCAACAGUAUGGAAGGCAUAUGUGCAGUAUGCUGAGAUUCCUCGGUGUACUUGUGCGGGAUGUUCUUGCAAUAUUGCACGUCAGGUGGGCGAGAUAAGGGAUGAAGAACAUUUGCGUUAUUUUUUGAUUGGCUUUGAGAAUCACUAUGAAGCCAUCCGUGCUCAAUUAUUGGCACAAUUUCCCUUGCCGUAUGUGGAUGAGGCAUACCAAACAGUCAUUAAUACAGAAAACAUGCGUGUGAAGGGAGGUAAAGGGAAGGAGUCUGUCAUGGCAUUUAAGGUGGAGGCCAAAUCUGGUACGAAAUACGGAGAGGGGGUGAGAAGUUUUGCCAACAUUGUAACCGAGAGGGACAUAAUGAGGAGACAUGUUACCAGUUGA
Spinacia oleracea (spinach) is the source of this 813-nucleotide messenger RNA. RefSeq lists its product as uncharacterized. Lineage: Eukaryota; Viridiplantae; Streptophyta; Magnoliopsida; Caryophyllales; Amaranthaceae. The record is from RefSeq and is a predicted model, not a curated record. Bases 1 to 813 code for a protein of 270 amino acids. The transcript has a single exon.